Molecule: messenger RNA, 938 nt
Organism: Tetranychus urticae (two-spotted spider mite)
Lineage: Eukaryota; Metazoa; Arthropoda; Arachnida; Trombidiformes; Tetranychidae
Product: polyisoprenoid diphosphate/phosphate phosphohydrolase PLPP6
Molecular function (GO): sphingosine-1-phosphate phosphatase activity
Source: RefSeq, a predicted model, not a curated record
UGGCAAAAGCUGGCUAAUUUAACGCUGUACAAAUUGUUACUGUAACAAGUUUUGUUGAUGUAAUUUCACGUCAUGAUUUAAUCAUAAGUUUCAGCCGAUAAUUGAUCAAAGCUGAAUAAUGUGUCUUCGUUUUUUAAAUAUUAUUAACAUCGUUUUCAAUUUAAUAUGGAUUAUCUAAAUGAACUAGACAUCAAGUUAAGUUACUCAGUGUAUAAAAACUAUCCUAAAUGUGAUAGAUACCAACAUUUGUUGUCAACUUUGGAGUGGUCUUGUCACGGAAUACCUUGGUUUGUUGGCGUAAUCAUUGCCAUUUACCUUUGGCCUUCAAGUAAUCUAUUAGCGGGGUUAUUGGCUGGCCUGUUUCUCGAUGUCCUUACAGUUGCUAUUGUCAAAGCUGCAGUUGGUCGACGUCGUCCUGUGUAUGCCAAUCAAGAUGACCAAUUGAUUGUUGCGUCGGUGGAUAAACAUUCUAUGCCGUCUGGACAUGCCUCUCGAGCAGUUUACAUUGCAUUGUUAUUUAAUAAUGGUUCAUUUUGGUCGCAACUAAUUUGGAGUUGGGCUAUCACAGUAGGACUAUCUAGAAUUGCCAUGGGAAGGCAUCACGUUUUUGAUGUUUUGGCUGGUUUCUUCCUUGCCAUGACAAUUUACUCUUUACAAUUUAGCUUUGAUGGGUUUUUGAACAAACUUGUAGUCUGGGCUCUUCUCAAUCAAUUCAGAGCAACUAAAGAUUUAAGUGAUGUAAAGUUGGCUGAAUGAAAUUAUUUUACAUAUCCAAGAUGUUAUUCAGCCAAUUUUGAACCAUUUUGUAAUUUUCUUAAGAGAUCUGAUUUUCAUAAAUUAUUGUAUUUCUCAUUCCCUAAAAGAUCUGAAGCUCGUAUUGUUUCGUUCGUUUCUAAUUCAAUACACAAAAGGUAACCAUAAAAACAUUGUUAUUGAAA